Messenger RNA from Lynx canadensis (Canada lynx), 2244 nucleotides. RefSeq names its product metallophosphoesterase 1 (gene MPPE1). Gene Ontology annotation, molecular function: phosphoric diester hydrolase activity. Gene Ontology annotation, biological process: GPI anchor biosynthetic process; endoplasmic reticulum to Golgi vesicle-mediated transport. NCBI's taxonomy places the organism in Eukaryota, Metazoa, Chordata, Mammalia, Carnivora, Felidae. The record is from RefSeq and is a predicted model, not a curated record. The transcript has 12 exons. The coding region runs from base 412 to 1593 and encodes 393 amino acids. Gene Ontology annotation, cellular component: endoplasmic reticulum-Golgi intermediate compartment.
CGAGGCCGGCGGGGCGGGGUUCCAGGGCCGACCGGGACCCGCCGGGCCAUCCGCGCGGAAACUGGAAGCUGGCGGGGAUGGUCGGCGGGCUCCAGGACAGGUAGAGGUGCUCUGAUUUGGGGGAACACAAGCCAACUUAGGGCCUUCAUACCAGUCUCAUCUACCAGUUGUAUCCUUUAAAAGGUCAGCUGCAUCAGAAAACGAGGACGCAGCGCCGUCCCUGGGGUUGGCUUAAGUGCAAGUUGGCUUGAACCCAAGGGGGAGGUCACUUUAUACCCAUCUGGAAGCAGCCAUAAGGUACAUGGCUAAGCCCUGGACACCUGCCGCACCUUAUGCAGGAUUCCACAGUCCCCCCUGGUGAAUUCUUGAUGGAUUUCACUCCUGAUUGCUGGCAAUUCCUGGGCAGGAGAGAUGGCCCUGAUCAGGCUGGGGUUUGGAAGGCAGCAUCUUUAUCUGUUAAGGAGGAGGAGUUUCUUGCUGUCGAAACUCAUAGCCGUUGUCUUUGCUGUGCUUCUAUUCUGCGAAUUUUUAAUCUAUUACUUAGUGAUCUUUCGAUGCGAUUGGCCUGAGGUGAAAACUCCAGCCCACAACAGUGGACAAGAAACUCUGAAAGCCAUGUUUUUGGCUGAUACUCACUUGCUUGGGGAAAUACGAGGCCAUUGGCUAGACAAAUUACGAAGGGAGUGGCAAAUGGAGAGAGCCUUCCAGACAGCUCUGUGGUUGUUGCAGCCAGAAGUCGUCUUCAUCCUAGGGGACAUCUUUGAUGAAGGGAAGUGGAGCUCCCCCCAGGCCUGGGCAGAUGAUGUGGAGCGGUUUCAGAAAAUAUUCAGACACCCACGUCAUGUGCUGCUGAAGGUGGUUGCUGGCAACCAUGACAUUGGCUUCCACUAUCAGAUGAGCACAUACAAAAUAAAACGAUUUGAGAAAGUUUUCAACCCUGAAAGGCUGUUUUCUUGGAAAGGAAUUAAUUUUGUGAUGGUCAACAGUGUUGCCCUGGAAGGGGACGGCUGCAACCUUUGCUCCGAAGCAGAAGCUGAAAUUAUCGAAAUUUCUCACAAACUGAAUUGCUCCCGAGAGCAGGAACAUCACUCCAGCAGGUGCACAGAUGAGCAGCCGCUGCCGGCGUCAGCCCCGGUCCUUCUGCAGCAUUUCCCCCUUUACCGGAGAAGCGAUGCUAAUUGUUCCGGGGACGACGCCGCACCUCUGGAAGAGCGGGACAUCCCCUUUAAGGAGAGAUACGAUGCACUUUCCCGGGAGGCCUCACAAAAGCUGCUCUGGUGGCUCCGGCCGCGGCUGGUCCUGAGCGGCCACACGCACAGUGCCUGCGAGGUGCUCCACGGGGCGGGGACCAUGGAGAUCAGCGUGCCGUCUUUCAGUUGGAGGAACAGAAACAACCCCAGUUUCAUCAUGGGCAUGUUGACCCCCACAGAGUACGCCCUUGCCAAGUGCUACCUCCCCUAUGAGAACACCGUUCUGGCCACAUACUGUGUAGCAGUUGGGUUCCUUGCGGUCCUCACGUUAGCUCACUUUAAGCUCCUAGCCUCGCCUCUUCUCUUUGGUUGGAACUUGCUCAGAAAACUUAAGACAACGUAAAGCGCAGGAGACGCUUUUGCAUUUCGUCACAAAUAACAAAGGCAGGAAAACUGAACUCUGGGUAGUGCUCAUGUGAGAAGGGGACAAAGGGGGUGGCGGUCUUUACACCCAUCACAGGAACUGUAAAUCACGGAUGCGAACUCCUGCAAGGAUAAAUAGUUGACUGUACUAUUCUCAUGCUAUAACAAUGGAACGUGUACUCUACAACAAGUCUGUUUUCUCAUUUUAUCAAAUAUAUGUAUAACCAAAGAUCGUGUCUGUACAAUAUGUAAAAGCUAUUAAAGUCUCACUUGCAUGCACUAUGCUGUCUGUCCUUCCCCAAGAUGGAGCCGGCACCUGGGAUUAUGUGUGCACAAACACUGGGCUUGCUUCUGUCCCCCUACGAAGUGGGCCUCAGACUCCUAUAUACUAUAAAGCUAUGCACUUAAAAUAAAAGUACAGACGCCACAAGCAGGAAUAUAUUGUUUUCACAGACUUUUGUGCUUCUGUGCUCAUUAUGGAAUCAGAUUUUUAGCUAAGUGUAAUUUUCUCUCCAGCAGGCCAAGCUGUUAAAUCUGAAUUUAAUGUCUGUCUGUGAUCAAAAGAAACCUGACAAAGAGCUGGGAAGGGGCUUUUGGUACUUAAAAAUAAAUAUGUCUUGAUAAUUUGAAA